AAACUUUUCCAUUCUGAAUUCUCCUCCAACCUUCCAAAACCGCCUCUCUCCUCUCCUCUUCUCCUCUUAACAUUUUACAACCUCCGCCGUCUAUGGCGGUCGGAAUUUCCAUUGCGGCCACCUCUCGAACCGUCUACAACUGCCAGUUCUCAUUGGUCCGCCCCGCUACUCACUGCGCUUCCCCGCCGAGUUUACUGUUUAGUCCUUUAAGUCGGCGAUUUCGCGGUCUGAGCUCUCGAAGAAAACCUAGCCUGACUGUCUGCUUCGUUCUGGAAGAUGAGAAAUUAGAGUCCGGAGUUGAAAUUCGGGCCGAGGAGAUUGAGAAGGCGAUAGAGAAGCAGAUCUCGGCUUCUCGUUUGGCCGAGAAAUUGGCCAGGAAAAGAUCGGAGCGCUUCACUUAUCUCGUCGCCGCCGUGAUGUCCAGCUUGGGGAUUACGUCCAUGGCGGUUCUCGCCGUUUAUUACAGAUUUGCUUGGCAAAUGGAGGGAGGGGAAGUUCCAUAUACUGAGAUGUUCGGGACAUUUGCUCUCUCCGUCGGAGCCGCGGUGGGAAUGGAAUUCUGGGCCAGAUGGGCUCACAGAGCGCUAUGGCACGCUUCGUUGUGGCACAUGCACGAGUCUCACCACAAACCAAGAGAAGGACCGUUCGAGCUCAACGAUGUUUUCGCCAUAACUAACGCUGUCCCUGCCAUCGCUCUCCUCUCCUACGGUUUCUUCCACAAAGGUCUCGUUCCUGGCCUCUGCUUCGGAGCUGGGCUUGGAAUCACAGUGUUCGGGAUGGCCUACAUGUUCGUCCACGAUGGCCUCGUUCACAAGCGAUUCCCCGUGGGGCCCAUCGCCGACGUGCCUUAUUUUAGGAGAGUGGCUGCGGCACACCAGCUUCACCAUACCGACAAGUUCAACGGUGUCCCAUAUGGCUUGUUUUUAGGACCCAAGGAAUUGGAAGAAGUUGGAGGGCUAAACGACUUGGAGGUCGAAGUCAACAGAAGAAUCAAGAGUAAGGGACGAUAAUGAUCAUAACAUGCAUCCCAAGCUAAGGGGGGUUUUGAGGCAUAAAAUCUUUAUGUAUUCAUAAUGUAGAGGAAAAGAAAAAAAGAAAAACGUUAUUAAUGAAAUGAUCUCCUACUUUUUGCCUCCAAAA
This is a messenger RNA of Ipomoea triloba (trilobed morning glory), 1140 nucleotides long. RefSeq names its product beta-carotene hydroxylase 2, chloroplastic-like. Gene Ontology annotation, molecular function: beta-carotene 3-hydroxylase activity; iron ion binding. The transcript has 7 exons. Lineage: Eukaryota; Viridiplantae; Streptophyta; Magnoliopsida; Solanales; Convolvulaceae. Gene Ontology annotation, cellular component: chloroplast. Gene Ontology annotation, biological process: carotene metabolic process; xanthophyll biosynthetic process. The coding region runs from base 93 to 1010 and encodes 305 amino acids. The record is from RefSeq and is a predicted model, not a curated record.